Molecule: messenger RNA, 2793 nt
Organism: Aspergillus udagawae
Lineage: Eukaryota; Fungi; Ascomycota; Eurotiomycetes; Eurotiales; Aspergillaceae
Exons: 11
Coding region: 1-2793 (930 amino acids)
Source: RefSeq, a predicted model, not a curated record
AUGCGCGACAACGGUGCUAACGUCGACUCCACGGAUGGUCCCAGGACUCCCGUGAGGAGCCCCAGGGCCUCAUCCAACCCUCUUCAGGACCAUGUUCUACCCUCUACCGAGUUCACCUUCUCCUGCAGCCCCUCAUCUGCAGGUAGGUUGACCCCGGUAUCCUCCGUAGAUGGCUCGCUUGAUCCCCAAGUCGAACACCGCUCCCUCACACCAAACACCCAGUCCCUCUUCCAGAACUUGCGCCUGAGCGAAACCAUGAGACCUCAAAAUCAUGGCUCUGAGUCUAGCCCUAGCAAUGGCCCAGGAGAGUCCCGGCUGACCCCAAACACUCAUCAUACAACCUACCGGGACCUCUACAAUGCCACUCCUAGUCCAGGGGUUGCUCGCUCCACGGAGCCGACCCAACGGCCACCGCGGACGCCAACGUCUCCGCUGGGCGUUGUGAACGCUCAAUUGCAGAACCUGAACGUAGCGGACUCGGGGGAUUCGGAAGUCAGCGAUUCAGAUCAUGAUAACGAUCCUGAAUCAGACGAUUAUCUCUACAAUAUCCGCCAGGAGGAACUGCCCCAGGUGCCUAUCUACGACAUUCGGCUCCAGAGUGCUCUGCGAAACGUGAGAGGCCAGCUCGCAGACCUCGCGCAAGUUAUGAGUAGGCGCGAGCUGGCUCAAGACCCCACGACCGCCUUUCAUGAAUUGUAUAAACAGACGCUCGAAGCGAGCGGGUUCGCGUAUCCCGCCACGCGGACUGUUGGGUUUAUUGGUGACUCGGGAAUGGGAAAGAGUAGCCUCAUCAAUUCUAUCCUUGAUCAAGAGGGGCUGGCUCGGUCGAGCGGAGACGGAGCUGCUUGCACCACCGUUGUUACAGAGUUUCGAAGUGUGAACGAGGAGCACCCGCAAAAUUAUACCGUCGAAGCCGAUUUCAUGGAUAAUGCCGAGAUUCGCGAGCUUCUAGAGGAGCUCCUCUCAAACGUCAGGAAGUAUUACACAGAUGCCUACCGGGAAGUUGUUGACGCAAGAGAACAAGAGCACAUCAAGGCUGCUGCCAAGAGAGCCUGGGACACAUUGCUCUCACUUUUCCCUAACCAGCCCGGACUUGAUCUCGACUUCCUUUCUAGGGACGGAGAAGAUGCGGUAGAGUCUAUUGUGACCACAUUGGAAGAGUGGGCAAUGGCUGGUCUAGACCACCGUCCUGGUGGGCGCGACAGUCUUCGGUAUACCGUUGUGGCUCGCCAUGCCGAUGAGUGUAUGGAGCAGUUGGAUAAUCUCAUGGCUGAUUCGAGGGACGGCGAUAGGCCGGCUAUAUGGCCUUUCGUCAAGUUGAUCAGGUCAACCGAUACGGAUCGUUUGUACUCGUUCAGAGGCAGGCUCCCCGUUCCCAACCUAAUCGGACAGGAACUAACGGGCCAAUUCCAGGAUGUGGAUGCUAAAGAGACGGCACGGACAUCCUCUGCGGGUGACGCCAGACAUAUCCUCGAUCUCGACAGCCGAAUUCAAGCCCUCGAACAAAACAUCAGGCAUACGCGGUCCCGUCGCCGACAAGCUAGCGGAAGCAGAAAUCAAAAUCUCGCUGCGGAGGAAACUACCCUUCGCGAUGAGAAAGAGGCGCUGGAAUUCGAACUGAAGCGCUUCCUCAUUUUAAGACGGAAUAGACGCGUAACCGAGGCUUUAUCGCGUGCCUGGAGAAACCAAGCCCGAAUAUUUUGCGUGAGCAACAAGCUCUACUCAGACCACCGUACAAACGAUCCCGAGCAAGCCAAUGGAUACCUCGAGCUCAGUGGUAUCACGGAGCUUCGUCGCUAUUGCCAGUCAGUUCCAGCAGAUGCGCAGCUUCGUGCAACGGAAUCAUUUCUGCAAAAUCAGGUACCCGCGCUUCUAGGUUCUCUAACUCAAUGGGCAUUAGCGGGUUCUGAUUCCGUUACUGCAAGUCGGGCUGAAGUCCUGCGCGGUGCCUUGAAUGAAGCCGAACAGACUCUCCAACGGGCCGCUCUCGGAACAAUUGGAGAGAUCAUGCAGUCGGCGCGAGCAGGGAGUGGGCAACUGAUCUGCCAGUGGCACCAUUCGACGUACGCCGCAUGGUGUCGCAACUAUGGGACGCACCAAACGGCGAAGCAAGAGUAUCGCUGCUGGAACGAAGAAAUCCUCGGUCAGGGAAGUGAUCAACUCUCCACCAGAUGGGAUGCCAUGCUUGGUUGGCUUGAAGAGAAGAGAGAUGAGCUUGACGAGGAGCUGUCUAGUAUGUUUCAGAACGUUUGUGACUCGAUUGAAGAACACCAUGACAUAGCACCGGAGAGUCUGGGAAAUUUGCGCUUGAAUAUGGAAACGCGGCAAAGAUGUAUACUGGACGCCAUCCAUAGCUCCUUGGAUGACCUAAUUUAUGCAACUGAGAAAAUCGAGUCCGACGCAGUAGGCGGACACGCUAGCUCCUAUAUUGCGGGCGUCAUGCGUCCGGUGUAUAACACCUGCAGGGAACAAUAUGGAACGGGCAGUGAUGCCAGACGCAAGCAAGCCAUGAACCGACAUCUUUCAUCCUCUGCUUUAUUUUUGCAGUUCGCCAACACACUGACAGGUGACUAUCGUGAGCUUAUUGAGAGGACUUUUGCUCAGCUCGAUCAAAAGCUUCGGGAAGAGAUCGCGAGUAUUACUAGGGAUUUGCGAGCUUCACUCACAGUAGAGGGACAGACAUCGGAGGCUGGGCAGGACCCCCAACACACAGAAGAGUUAAAGCGGAGGGUGCGUGUAAUCCAAGACGCAUUGGUUCAUGCCCAAAGGGUUAUAAGGGAAGUUCGGCAGUGA